CUUUCGUUUCGUUCGUUCGUGAUUUUUUCAUUGUGAAAAGUGCACCAAGAGAGAGGCUUGAGAAGCCUACAUUUUAUAUAUUUUACAGAAAGGUCAAGUUAUUACAGUGGUGUUUGGAACAAUUUGCCAUCUAAAUGGCGCUCAAUCCACAGUACGAUGCCAUCGGAAAAGGAUUCGUUCAACAGUAUUAUGCUUUGUUCGAUGAUCCGGCUUCACGAGCUACUCUAGCGAAUAUGUACAACGUGGAAACAUCCUUUAUGACCUUUGAGGGAGUUCAGAUACAAGGUGCUGUGAAAAUUAUGGAAAAGUUAAAUGCAUUAACUUUUCAAAAAAUUGGUAGACUAAUAACAUCUGUAGAUUCACAGCCAAUGUUUGAUGGAGGAGUUCUAAUAAAUGUACUUGGCAGGUUGCAGUGCGAUGACGAUCCUCCACACCCAUACAUGCAGACCUUCGUACUGAAACCACUUGGAGAUUCUUUCUUUGUCCAACAUGACAUAUUCCGCCUCGGCAUCCACGACUCAGCUUAAUUUUUCUUAACAUCACAAUACCGGAUCAUACAUAAUGCUCGUAUGAUCAACGCUGUAAUAAAUCUUGUUUUGGUUAACUAGGUGUAAGUAACAAAUUGAAUGAAUUGCCUAAAUUGUACUUGUAUAAUAACGGGAAGGUUGCGAUCUCAAUGUAUAGAUCAAUUUUUUAUGAUGUGAACAACUCAAAGCCUUACUGAUUUAUCGAUAAGUUUUAAUAUUUCUUUCAUACUAAAGAGCAAUCAGUGAUUUGGUAUUUUUUUUGGCUUGUACUAAGACAGCUUUAGUGAAAAUAACGGCGGACUUUUUCAGUUACAUGUAUACAUACAUUUUAUAAAUAAAUAUAAUUUUAUAAUUUUG
Plodia interpunctella (Indianmeal moth) is the source of this 884-nucleotide messenger RNA. It is a transcript of the gene Ntf-2, whose product is annotated as Nuclear transport factor-2. The record is from RefSeq and is a predicted model, not a curated record. Gene Ontology annotation, biological process: protein import into nucleus. Gene Ontology annotation, cellular component: nuclear pore central transport channel. NCBI's taxonomy places the organism in Eukaryota, Metazoa, Arthropoda, Insecta, Lepidoptera, Pyralidae. The transcript is spliced from 4 exons. Gene Ontology annotation, molecular function: nuclear import signal receptor activity. The coding region runs from base 135 to 527 and encodes 130 amino acids.